AUGGCAGGAAGAAAUUCAUCAUUAUCAUUAAUGUUCAAUCGAGUUAAAAAUAUAAGAUUUCAUCGUAAACUACGACGUUUCCAGAAGUAUAUUCGACAACAUUCUACUCUAAUUCUGUCCAUUCUAACUAUACUUAUUUUGAUCAUAAUAUUUCGUGAAGAAAUAACGUAUCAAUUAUAUAUACGUACACUCGAUGUACAACCCUACCAAAAUGCUCUCACUCUAUGGAGUAGUGAUUAUCAUAUAAGUCCUAUUCAUGAUCUCAAAACUAUUCUUGUACCUUUUGGCGUACAAUUUUUCGAUAAAAGUCUGUCAUAUAGUUGUCAACGAACAAGAACAUGUUUGUCUCAUAUUCGCGUGUUAACAAACACCAAUGGAAUGAAUUUUUCCGAUCAGCUCGCUUCGGAAUUUUAUGAAUUUUAUAAAAACCAAAGGGAGAUGAAUUUAGUCGAUGCAUUUGUUUGUUUUCAUCCUGUAUCAAUGUGUGAAUUGUACAUGCAAUUUAAUCGUAGUAUGAUUGUUAUUUCAUCAACACGGUAUGAACUUGCACGAUUUCAGCCUGAUCAAUGGAUGAAAUUAAAUGAAAAUUUGAAAAAAAUUGCUCAAGAUCCAAAAAAUUUCGUAGCAGCCAAUAAUCUUUACGAUGCUGAAUAUAUUCGUUAUUUUACCGGUAUGAAGGUUCCAGUUUUACCCAGUCUUUGCAAUUAUACAAAUGCUGAUUACAAUCCAAAGCGUUCACAAUUUCUACUUGCUCCAAUACACUCAUUGUAUUUUGAUGACGUAUUUAAAAAACUAUUAAAGACAUCUUUUAAACGAUAUCAGAAUCAUACAAUUAAAAUUGUGCCCAUACGAAAUCUCUAUCCUAAUUAUAAAUACUCUGAUUUAACCAAUCAUCCAGCUAUUAUUCAUGUUCCUUAUCAAGUUUCAAUAAUGAGUGUAUUUGAACAAUACCGAAUGAAUAUUCCACUUGUAUUUCCAUCGCUUAACCUUUUGACGAAAUGGCAUUAUGAAUAUGGUGUAGUCGCUGAAAAGACUUGGGAGCAAGCUUUCAAUGAGAGAAGAUCGAAGAGUUCUCGUAUAAAAGGCGUUCUUACGGAUGUGCCCGAUCCUAACAAUGAUUACGAUCGUUCAGCAAUACGAUACUGGUUGAAUUUCUCAGAUUUUUAUCAAUGGCCACAUAUUACAUAUUAUGAAUCGGCUGAUGAUCUUAUUUCAAAAUUGAUUUCAACCGAUUUUCGAAUGAUUAGCAAGCAAAUGAAUGAAUAUAACAGACAAGUUGGCGAAAGUGUAAUGAAAAAAUGGAAAGAGAUAUUGAAUAAUAUAAAACAAUAUUCAAAGAAAUUUCAAUAA
Molecule: messenger RNA, 1350 nt
Organism: Rotaria socialis
Lineage: Eukaryota; Metazoa; Rotifera; Eurotatoria; Philodinida; Philodinidae
Source: the annotation of a GenBank genome assembly